Molecule: messenger RNA, 5049 nt
Organism: Aricia agestis (brown argus)
Lineage: Eukaryota; Metazoa; Arthropoda; Insecta; Lepidoptera; Lycaenidae
Gene: fab1
Product: 1-phosphatidylinositol 3-phosphate 5-kinase
Exons: 34
Coding region: 91-4986 (1631 amino acids)
Biological process (GO): intracellular signal transduction; phosphatidylinositol phosphate biosynthetic process
Cellular component (GO): endosome membrane
Molecular function (GO): 1-phosphatidylinositol-3-phosphate 5-kinase activity; metal ion binding; ATP binding
Source: RefSeq, a predicted model, not a curated record
UUUUUGUUUUUAAUUUUUAUCCAGAAAAUCAUCCAUUUGCUACUAACAAGACUUAAAUCUUAAAAUUAACAUGGGUAUUUUGUAAUCGCUAUGGAGAGAUACGACCCGUCGCAGUUAACAGAGUUCCCUCGAUUCGAAGGAGAGGCGAGUCAAAGUGGUGUUUCUACGUUUUUCAAUAAACUAUGGAAGUUUCCUCUAUUCUCACCUAGUGAGUCCUCCGACAAUCUGGAGAACAAGGUGUCUGUUGAAGAUGCGAAGCCUACAGAAGAGGAAAAGGAGAAUUAUGAUUUAAAAACAGAAGUCAGUUACACUGGAGAACUUGAAGGACGAAGCUUGCCUAAUGUUUUAAAAAGAAUAAAGAGCCUAGUGGCGUUAGGUUCAGGGGGUGGUACCAAGUAUGCGGACACAGAGCUAGCUCGAUACUGGAUGCCAGAUGACAUAUCUAAAGAGUGCUACGAGUGUGCUGCCAGAUUUGGAACCUUGAGGCGAAGGCAUCACUGCAGAGUCUGUGGACAAAUAUUCUGCUCACGCUGUUGUAGCCAACGGGUGCCAGGUCAAAUAUUUGGAUGUGCGGGUGGGUUGCGUGUGUGUACAUACUGCUGCAAUGUUGUGCUCAGCUAUCUCCGAGAGAAUGACAUGACAGGGGAAAUAACACCAGAUCUGAGAACUUUACAGGAGAAUCUACAGACAAAGUUUCCAGACAACAAAGCAGAGGCACAGAAGGAGGAGUUUCUAUUUGCCAGAGAACAGGAGCUAAGCGAUAAAAAAAGCUUUGCCAAAGAUCUGGUUGAUAUAUACCAACAGCUGACCUACUCUCUACCCAUACAACAACAUAGAUAUCGUCUCGUCAAGUACAAUGGCGUCUGGCGCGGCGGCGACAUUCUGCAGUGGGUCAUGGACAAUACGUCGUACAAAUCGAAAUCGGCUGCGGAGAACGUGUGUCAACGUCUGCUCGGCGCGGGGCAGCUCGAGCGAAUGACGGAGCCGCCGCAGUUCGCCGAGUACGCGCUGUACCGUCCCCGCGCCUCGCCCCCGCCCCAACCCGCCAGCGAGACAAGGACGGCAUCUGAAGAGAGCGGCAUAGUGUCGAGCGGCCGGAGCGUAUCUUCGUACUGCCUCGACCUCAACUUGGGCACCAGCUGCGCUAGACUAACCAAAGCCACCAAACGAGUGGACAGCAGUUCAGAACUAAAAACACCUCAGUCGUGUGACGACCAGCCCGUCUUAGAACAAAGUUACGAAACAGGACGGGCGCUCUGUCGCGGGAUCGAGCAGUCUGGGGCGGAGCAUCUGGCGCUGUUGAUGCGGCAGUGGGCGGCGCGCGCGGGCCUCGCCCCCGCCUGGCUGCCUGUGUUGUACCCGCUGUGCGCACGCGCCGCGCAUCUCGUUGACAUAGACAUGAUGAGUGGUGACAUGGACGUGCGCAAGUUCGUGCAAAUCAAGAAGGUGCCGGGCGGCGAGAUGAGCGACAGUCGCGUCAUACAUGGCGUCGUCAUCACGAAGAACGUCACGCAUAGAGGAAUGCCGAAGCAGAUAUCAAAUCCCACAAUCCUUCUUCUAGACUGUUCUAUCGCGUAUCAGAGGGUAGAGGGAAAACUGACUUCGUUGGAGCCAUUACUAAUGCAGGAACAAGAGUAUUUGAUGCGGUGUGCGGCGCGAAUAUCUGCGCUGCGGCCGCGCGUCGUGCUAGUGCGGGGGAGCGUUGCCGGCGCCGUACAGGAAUGCCUGUUAGCGAGCGGCGUGGCUUUGGCCGUGCGAGUUGGCGGCGACGCGCUCGCUCGCGUUGGCCGCUGCGUGCGUGCUGACACCGUUAGCUCGGUAGACGCCCGCAUAGCGGCGCCACGCCUCGGCUCCGCGGAGAACUUCUACGUCACUACAUAUCCUUCAAAAACCUUGAUGGUUUUUGAGGGUUGUGCGGAACCGAACCUGGGAUGCUGUAUACUCCUUCGAGGCGGGUCUCUUCAGGAGUUAGCGAAAGUCAAACGCCUAGUUCGUUUCAUGGUCCUAGCCUGCUACAAUUGGAAACUAGAAAAAGCAUUCCUAGCUGACAUAGAAGCUAAAUUGCCUGAACCAGAUACCUUUGUGGCUGAUGACGCAGAAAACGUAAUAGACGCUCCAAGACCAGAAGACACAUCAAGCAAUAUAUCCAAUUUAGAUGACUGUGGAGACGACAUAUUUGAUCGAGCUAAAGACGAGGACGAAGACAAACUCAGUGAAAACAAAUCGAUUAAAAGUAUAGACACUAGUUCUGUUAAUGGCGAAGAAAGAGACAGCGACAAUGUAUUCGAAAGUAAGAACGAAAGAGACGGAAACAAAGUUAAGGCGAGGAAAACUGAGAGCGAUAAAAACCUGAGUUGCGGAGUUCCGAUUAGAGACUUCAGUGAUCCGCUACGAUCUACGAUGUCGUUGGACGAUGAAGUGUUUCUUCCCAAACAGGAGGCUAAGUUGCAAGCUGAUACGCAAAGUGAAAGAUGGUGCACAGACGACGUAGUGUUGUCCAUGUCGCCGAACAUCGUGGUGCCGGCGCCGACGCGGCCGCUGCGCCGCCCCCCGCCCCCAGCGCCGCACACGCCCCGCCCACACCGCGCGCCACCCGAGCCGCAGAGAGCAAGCAAAACACACGAGUUCAUCACGAAACCCAUCACCACUUCGGCGGACGACCCUGAGUUUAAAGCAGCGCUGGCGAGCUUCCGAGCGAAUGGCGGACGAGUAUUGAAUGGACAUAAACCGGAAUGUCCAAAGUACACCGCAUCCAUAGUCAAGCCCGUAGACAAUGAAGAGGAGAAAAAGCAGACGGUAUCGGAAAUUCCCGAUCCUCUUUCGCCGGAGAAUCAUCAGCAGCUCAGUCUACUCAUAUACAGCUACUGCAGCAAGUCGCCGAAUGUGCCUGACUUCUGUGUCAACCCGUGGAUCGUCACAAUGGUGAUGUACGGCAAACAUGACAUCUCCCUCGGUGCGUUUCUCGAGAAGUACUGCUUUAACGGCGACCACCGCUGCCCGUCACAUACGUGUCACGUGCCGAUGAACCAACAUGUGCGCAGGUUUGUACACGAAGACGUAUGCGUAACGAUCACGUGCAACACGGUCGGACACAGCAACGUCGAUGACGAUAAACUGGACGAACAGCAGGCUAGACAGGUUCGUUUCUGGUCGAUGUGUGAAGUGUGCAAAAGCUCUGGCCCCGCGGUAACCGUAUCACGACGUGCGCUCGCACUAUCCCUGUGCGGGUAUGUGCGUGCUCGCCUCGCCGCGCCGCGCUACCGCCGCCACUGCCCGCACCCGCUCAACACGCACACGCACGCCUUCCGCUCCGGACUCACCACGGCGCGAUUCAGAUACGAGAAGAUAACUACGUACGACAUAGUGUUGCCGCCUGACGAGAUCCGCACGAACUACGACACGAAGCAGAUGCGAGACGCGCUUAUAGCUCAUCUAAACGAGCUUAUGCUUAAAGGUCACGAGGCGUUCACUGGCGUGUGCGAGGCGGACGGCGAGCGCGAGCGCGAGUACGCGGCGUUCCGGCAGCACGCCGACACCAUACACCUGGCGCUCACCGCGCCGCCCGCGCCGCGCUCGCCUGCUGCGGCAAUACGUAACCUGUGGGCGGUGUAUGACAGCAUUAUAACCGGAGAGAAGAUGCUACGAGACGCGCUAGAGAAGUGGUCCAGUCCCAACGCCAAGACCAAGGCUGAUACGUCUGCUGAAGAAAAGGAUUUAGAAGACUGCAGCGAAGUCGUGAGCAGUGACAGUUCAGAACUUCUGAAGGAUUCCGAUGCACACUUAGGUGAUGAAGACGAGGAGAAAGGAGAGAACAAGAAGACUGUGAAGCAGAUUCUCUCGCAGCUGCUGUCCAACAACCACAGCUCUAACCAGGCGAGCAUAAUAAUAUCGAGCGGGCUGGUGCCGGUGGUGGUGCGCGUGGGGGACGUGGGCUCCGUCAUCGCCGCCACGCUCGCCUCGCUCACAUACCACAAGAGUCUGGCGCAGCUGAGGCAGAGUUGCAGUGCCCAGACUGAGAGUGAGGAGGGAGAUACAAACACUGGGAAGGACAAGACCGACGGAGACAAGACUAAAGCGAAGACCAACGACCAUAUCGAGGUUCAACUUAAGGAGGGUCUUAUCUGCCGUGUGUACUACGCGGCGCAGUUUCGGCGGUUGCGGCACAUGCUGGUCGCCCCGCUAGCGGCGCUCGACACCGAGCCCGCUAUUUGCUGCGAUGAGACUAAAGAUGAUGGCAAAAGCCUGUGCGACAUAGAGGAGGGUUUCGUGCGGUCGCUGGCGCACUGCGUGCCGUGGGCGGCGCGCGGCGGCAAGUCCGGAUCCACGUUUUGCAAGACACAAGACGACCGUUUCGUUUUAAAAGAGAUGACGAAGCCCGAGUGGCAGCAGUUCCUGGAGUUCGCGCCGCACUACUUCCAGUACGUCAUCAACUGCCGGCAACGGCGACAGCCGAGUCUGUUGGCGCGCAUAGUGGGCGUGUUCAGUGUGGGCGGUUCCAGCAGCGGUGUGCUUGUGCUGGAACACGUGUGGUACGGGCGCGCGCCGGCGCUGCGCUUCGACCUCAAGGGCACGUCCCGCCCCCGCGCCCUGCCCACCGCCGGCCCCGCCCCCGCUGACACCGGGGUUAUGUUGGACGAGAAUCUUCUCAAGUUGCGAUGGGAGCGGCAGCUGUACGUAUCGUGGGCGGCGGCGGGCGCGCUGCGGCGGGCGGUGGAGCGCGACACGGCCUUCCUGCUGCAGCACCACGUGAUGGACUACUCGCUGCUGCUAGGCAUCGAGGACCGCCGGCUGGUGGUCGGCAUCAUCGACUACAUCCGCACAUUCACAUGGGACAAGAAGCUUGAACACUUAGUCAAGAAGAACCUGGGUUCCGGACAACCAACCGUCGUUUCCCCAGAGCAAUAUCGCGAGAGAUUCUGCGCAGCGCUCCGAAAAUAUUUCCUGCAAUGCCCGCACCAUUGGGACCAUUUGUAUGAACAGACGUAGAGAAUUUUCAAACUGGAAUGUCAUUUUUAGGGUUCCGUACCCAAAGGGUAAAAACGGGACCCU